This is a messenger RNA of Cavenderia fasciculata, 2205 nucleotides long. RefSeq lists its product as uncharacterized. NCBI's taxonomy places the organism in Eukaryota, Evosea, Eumycetozoa, Acytosteliales, Cavenderiaceae. Gene Ontology annotation, biological process: apoptotic DNA fragmentation. Gene Ontology annotation, molecular function: deoxyribonuclease II activity. The coding region runs from base 1 to 2205 and encodes 734 amino acids. The record is from RefSeq and is a predicted model, not a curated record. The transcript is spliced from 4 exons.
AUGGGUGAUUUAUACCUCUACUAUGAUUCUGAUAUGCAUGAACAUCAAUUUAUGCAAGGUAAAUUCCUAAGAUCAAGGUAUAGUGCAUUUGGACAAGUUUUAAAAACCAUUGAAGAUGAUGCAAAUGAUUAUAUUGGUUUUAAUAAUGAUUUUGGUCAUGAGAAUCUAGCAAGGAAUAAUCCAUUUGGUGAAUAUAAUCAUGAAAAGGGUAUGAUUGCUUGGGACAAUACACAAGGUAUUUAUAUUCAACAUUCUAUACCAAAGUUUCCAAAUGGUGGUGGUUAUUUGAAAAAGGUUGAUAAGUUUUAUACAAUCGAUCCAAAACCAGACUAUCCAGACGAUGAAGAUAGUUUGGAGUUUCUAAGAUUCAGUUUACUUGGAUGGCCAUGGGCCAAUGAUGGAGGUGGUUAUUAUACAACGUUUGCUUCUAAUAUAAUGGGUGAUCGAACAUGUGCCAAUACCAAUUCAGGUACCUAUCCAUAUAAACUACCCAAGAUUGGUCAAAUGUUAAAGAAUUUUGGGUUCCCCGAUGGAGUACCUCAUCCUCAACCACAAGAUACUGCCAAUGUAUUAAAAUCAGCUUCAUAUGCACAACAUAUAUUUUGUAUGUCUUUGGAUGGUACUAAUUUCCAAGAUAUAAUGGCAUUAUUUCAAGAUUUAAUGCCAAACAAGUAUAGUCCAAUGCCAGAUAAUAUGUUGUUUGUAACAAAGACUGGUGACUUGCAAACUAACUUUGCAUAUAAACAAUUGAAAGAUGUAGUAAGAGAUGGUGUUUAUAAAAAGGUGAUGCAUCAAAGAGGUGAUGAUACAAAAAAGAUUUAUGCUUUGGCAAAAUACCAAGGAAACAAGAAUCUUUGGACUGAUAGUCUGUUUAUGGCAGAUGAAUCUUGUGAUCCAGGUAAUGAUGAUUUAGAAGUUAAUCAACCAUGUAUUCCAACUUGGGUAGAAGAUAUUCCUCCAUUAACAUUGACUGCAUAUAACCUUGGAAAGGCAUUUGAUCCAGCUAGAUUUAAAUUCCCAAAAUUUACAACUACAUUUGUUCAAGGUCAAUCAUCACAAUUAUUCGCUUGGGGUGCUGGAUAUGGAGAAGAAGCAGAUCACAGUAAGAUUGGUAUUUUGGAAGAUGAGAAUCAUCCCAAUUAUAAAAUAUGGAAUGUUUGUUUUAGUGGUUCAAAUUUACAACAAAAAAAGGGUUCAGUUUUGAUUUGUUUAAAAAAAGAUUCAUUGGUGGAAGCAUUUAAAAAUCUUCAACUCAAUGCACCAGAUACUCAGGUGUCACCUGGAUCAGGAACAGUAUGGGCAGAGAAUAUAAGAAUGCAGUCUAGGAGUUGGACAGCCAAACGAUCAUGGGAUCCAGAGGGAGACUUUGCAAAAUAUUUUAAGAGUCAUAGUGCUCAGUUGGUAUGUGAUGCCAUUCGAAAUACCAAAGUGGCGAAUCCAGAAUCAUUCAAACCUGAAAUGUUUGCAGGUCAACCAAAGGAUGUACAAAUACUAUAUACAACAAUUAUAGAACACUAUCUAUUUACUAGACAGAGUAACCCAACAAAUGCACCCAUUACAACAUUGGAGGAUUUCUAUACCGGGUUGAAUUUAAUAAGACCGGUUACAAAUGUCCCACCUCCCAUGCAAGCACGUAAACAACCACCACUCCCAACUACACAUCGUCCAUCAGCUGUUACCACUACACAACCAGCAGUUAAAAAAAGAUUGGUGUCAGAUAUGGAGGCACAAACAACAUCAGCUGUCAAUAAUCGAAAAGAAGAAGAAGGACCACCAAAAAAGAGAAUGAGAUCGGAAGAGAAAAGAGCAGCUCUACAAGGUAUUAUUGAUGAUAUUGAUAUAUUCACAUACGAAAUCAAAUCAAUACAGAAAUUGGUUAAUUUUGGUUUAGAACAAGCUGAUGAUGAAGGUGUUGAUGAUUGGAUCAAACCAUACAUUUUAGAAAAGAAUCAAGAAAUUAAGAAAUUGUGUGAUACAUUUUAUCAAGCCAAGAAAUUACAAAUGGAAGAGUUGGAAGCAAACACAAUCCUCUAUGAUUGUGAUGUUGAAUUACCAAUUGAAACUGAUACAACAAAUGCUGAUGGACAAGACCCACCCAAACCACAAGAUACACCAAUGGAAGAGGAAAAGAGUGAUCCUAUCAUUCAACUAGUUGGUCAAACUUCAAAAAAGGAUAUUAACGAUAGAUGUAAUCAAUCUAAAUAA